AUGUUCUUACAAUUUAUAGAUUUAGAAGAAAUUAUUUCAAAUCUUCAGGAAAAUCCUCAAAAAGAUAUAAAAUGCAGCAAAAUUAGAAAUAUUCUUGCAUCAAAAGCAUGCCGUUCUAGCAUAAUGAUCGGAGAUGCACUUGUAUUAAGUACAAUGAAAAAUAUUGUAAAACAUAUGGGGGAAAUGAAUAAUCCAUGGAAUUGUCCUCAUGGAAGACCAACAAUUAGAAUGAUUGGAAAAAUUUCAUAA
This is a messenger RNA of Pneumocystis murina B123, 249 nucleotides long. RefSeq lists its product as hypothetical. The record is from RefSeq and is a predicted model, not a curated record. The coding region runs from base 1 to 249 and encodes 82 amino acids. Gene Ontology annotation, cellular component: MutLalpha complex. Gene Ontology annotation, biological process: mismatch repair. NCBI's taxonomy places the organism in Eukaryota, Fungi, Ascomycota, Pneumocystomycetes, Pneumocystales, Pneumocystaceae. The transcript has a single exon. Gene Ontology annotation, molecular function: ATP hydrolysis activity; ATP-dependent DNA damage sensor activity.